This is a messenger RNA of Effrenium voratum, 924 nucleotides long. The record is from the annotation of a GenBank genome assembly. NCBI's taxonomy places the organism in Eukaryota, Dinophyceae, Suessiales, Symbiodiniaceae.
AUGGAGGGAAGGAAAUGCCUCUACUGCAUAGUGUUUCUCAACUCUGCUGGCAUCGUCCACAAGACGCUCGGCAACGUCAACUUCCUGGACAUCAACAUGGCCGACAUCAUGAGAGACAUCAAACAACACACGAACUUCUCGGUCGUCGAAGAUUCCGACUCAGGCGGCAGCGACAGCGCGCCCUCUGGGGACAAUCUCGGAGAGAAGGAGCUCAGACAGGUGGAGGACAACUUGGUCUGCAGGCGUCCGAUGCGUGCAAAGCGCAAGCCCUCGCGGACGAAGACCGGAACCAAGCGGCUGAGCAAAGUACCCAGCAAGCGUGAGGUGGCCCCGGCCGUGCGGCACAGGGCCCGCACCAAGAGCGCGACCAAGCCGAUGGCGCCUGCGGAGGUGAAGGAGACGAAGGAGGCGCCCGAGCUGCCGCGGAGGGAUCUCUUGCAACGCGUCGUGGCCUUUGGGCAGACCACCUACCUGGCGACCAGCCCCAGCUCACCCACAGGCUUUACAUCGCCCCUGCGGCGCUUCCAGGAGCGUCCCGAACGACGCGAGCUCCUGCGCAAUGCGGGCAGCUGCAUGUUGCGCGGGGAGGAGAGUCAGUCCUGCACCUCGCUCGCCGCUCCGCGGGCGGCUUCCCUCGCGCGGGAAGCGCGGGAACGGCGCCCCAUGACGGCGACCAGCCGGGAGAAGAGCGGAGCCCUGAGGUCCCACAGCGACGGGCGGCGGUCCAGCGAUCAGCUGCGGCAAGCGCCGGUGAAAUGGAUCUCCUGGGACGAGGACCUGCCGCUGGGUGAGCUCUCAUUGUCGCCCUCUCGGACUCUCCGACCACGAGUGCGGAAGGCAGAGAUGGGGCUGCUGCUGCCCUGGGCGGCCUUGGCCUUGGAGGACGAGCGAAAGAUCGGUUCGCCCCCGUUGGGUUUGUUUUGA